This is a messenger RNA of Oldenlandia corymbosa var. corymbosa, 2494 nucleotides long. Lineage: Eukaryota; Viridiplantae; Streptophyta; Magnoliopsida; Gentianales; Rubiaceae. The record is from the annotation of a GenBank genome assembly.
CUUAUCUCUUAUUUGAACCAAAAAACGAGUUGCCAUAGUACAGUACAGUUAUUAUUGGCUAUAUAUAUUACUAACACAAGUACUUAUUCACCAUCCAGUUUAAUAGGUUCUAUAUUUUAAGACAAUAAACUCAAAAUUGCAACAUUUUCAGUGCCAAAAUCAGCCCGAAGAAAUGAGAACUUGCUGGCCUUUCAAACAUAUUGUUCUUGUAGUAUUUCUUGCUCUAUCAAUCUCAUUCAGAACAGCAAAUUCAGACCCUCAAACCACAUUUUUAAUUCAGGGAUGCAGCCCGUACAAUGCAUCUGAUUUCAAGGAUUUCUUCAACAAUCUUAAUGCCAGUUUUGCUGAUCUCAGAAACCAGAUAUCACAAGAGAAGAAGCAUUUUGCUACCACAAGCCAUCCUGUUUAUUCCCUGUUUCAAUGCAGGAAUUACCUUUCCAACGCUGAUUGUGCUUCUUGUUACAAAACUGCUGUUUCCCAGAUCAGAAAUUGCUCUAAAGCUAAUGGAGCUCGUGUUCUGUUUGAUGGCUGCUACUUAAGGUACGAGAGUUCAAUUUUCUAUGAAGAGGCCGCUCCUCAAGAAGGAUAUGGUGAGAUAUGCAGCAGUACAAAUGCUUCACAGCCAACUAAUUUUCAAACUCAGGCUGCGGGUCUGUUACAGGAUCUAAAACUUGCGACGCCGCGAAUUAAUGGAUUCUUCGCUGCUUCGAAGAGGCAACUGAGCAAUGGUAAAGAUGCAGUUUAUGCAAUGGCUCAAUGCGCGGAGACACUAAGCCCGAGUGGCUGUCAAGACUGUUUGAAUGUGACAUAUAGCAAUAUAAAUGGCUGUUUACCCAAGGAAGAUGGAAGAGCUUAUGAUGCAGGCUGUUUUAUGAGGUAUUCAGCGACUCCUUUUUUUGCUGAUAACCAGACAACCAACAUCAUUCCUUAUCUAAAUGAAGGAAACACAAAGAAAAAGAAAGCGAUUAUUGGUGGAGUUGUUGGUGGUGCUGGCCUUGUCCUUGUUAUCAUACUUGCUUCAUUUUUUUGGUAUCAACUAAACCGAAAACCAAAGGAAGUUCAGAAAGGUAAAAUCCUGGGAGCAACAGAACUGCAAGGUCCAUUAGUCUACAGUUACAGAGUUCUGAAAUCUGCAACUAAAGACUUCAAUGAAGAAAAUAAACUUGGAGAAGGCGGUUUCGGUGAGGUGUACAAGGGCGCGUUGAGUAAUGGUAACGUUGUUGCCGUGAAGAAGCUUAGCCUAAGUUCAGACAGGGUAAAAGCAGAGUUCGAGAAUGAAGUCAGACUUAUUAGUAAUGUUCACCAUCGGAAUCUUGUGCGCUUAUUAGGUUGUGCUGACAAAGGGGCUGAUCUGCUCCUUGUCUAUGAAUACAUGGCAAACGGAAGCUUAGAUAGAUAUUUAUACGGGGAGAAAAGAGGACUUCUCAAUUGGACGCAGCGGCUCAACAUAAUAUUUGGCACGGCUAGGGGUCUCGCUUAUCUGCACGAACAAUUCCAUGUUUGCAUUAUUCAUCGUGACAUAAAAUCGGGCAAUAUCUUACUAGAUGAUGAUUUUCAGCCAAAGAUUGCUGAUUUUGGAUUGGCAAAGCUUUUGCCUCAAGACCGGAGUCAUUUGAACACUAGAUUUGCUGGUACCUUGGGUUACACAGCACCAGAAUAUGCAAAAAAGGGACAUUUGACAGAGAAAGUUGACACUUACAGUUUUGGAAUUGUAGUCCUUGAAAUAAUCAGUGGCAGAAGAUUCAACAUGAAAGUUGAGCCUGACAGUGCAUACCUUCUUGAGCAGGUAUAUCUCAUUGCCAAAAUUUAUCUCGUUUUUCGCUAUAAAUUAGGUUUACGAUUUCCAUUGUGAUAACAGGCAUGCAAGUUGUAUGAGAUCGGCGCGCAUCUACAGUUGGUGGAUGAGACAAUGGGCCCUCACGAGUACAAUGCUGACGAAGUGAAGAACGUCAUAGAGAUCGCGAUGAUCUGCACUCAGCCGCAACCUUCUGACAGGCCUACCAUGUCCGAGGUAGUUGUCAUGCUGUCAAGUGAUCACUCAAUCGAGCAGCGCCGCCUUUCUCCUGAUAGUAUGAUCGAUAUUGAAAGGAAGUUCACACCAGAAACCUUGCCAUCAAACUCUAAUGCCACAGCCUCUUUCACUGAUUUCACUGGUCGAUAGAUGUUGUUUCCAAUCUUCAGUUACAACAAGAUUAAUUACUCUUGUUCUUCUUUCAAUGAUAUACAAUAAAUGUGAAAUGAUGGAGCAACAUUAGUUAGAAUGGUGUGCAAGGCUUAGAUUGUAUUAAUGCAUGAAAAGCCUAAUUCUGUACUGCUUCCUUUCUGAGUUGUGGCAAAAUUAUGCCUUUUGAAGCAAUCAUCUUACAAAGAUCAGUAUCCUAUAGUAAUAAAUCUGUUGGGAGUUUUGAUAAUGUGGACUUCUAGUCUUUUUUUUUUCUCUCUAAAAAUAUUGGUAUUGUAGUAUCGAGGAUACAACAAUGGCAUUAUGACUAAC